Stylonychia lemnae is the source of this 192-nucleotide messenger RNA. NCBI's taxonomy places the organism in Eukaryota, Ciliophora, Spirotrichea, Sporadotrichida, Oxytrichidae. The record is from the annotation of a GenBank genome assembly.
AUGUUUGUAAUUGAAGCUAAAGUAAUUUGCAAUGAGGUUGCAGAAGUCAAUAUUAAAUCAGUUUAGUCUAAGGAUUUGAAGCUAUACAUAAAUAUCAUGAAAUGUAUGAGUGUCAAAGUUGAGAGUAAAGUCCCAGAACAAUCAAAAACUCAAGAAAAAACAUCAUUGUUCUUAACCUUUCUUACAUAUUGA